AUGGAAGACAAUGAUUGUAGUAAUUCAUUCAAAUCAUUAUGUUUUCAAUAUCCUUGUGAAUAUAGUGCAAAAUAUUCUGGUUAUCAUUUAGAACCAGAUAAUAAAGUCUUAUAUAGAGAUAUAGAGAUACUUAAUGAAGCUUUAGUAG
Messenger RNA from Dentiscutata erythropus, 148 nucleotides. The record is from the annotation of a GenBank genome assembly. NCBI's taxonomy places the organism in Eukaryota, Fungi, Glomeromycota, Glomeromycetes, Diversisporales, Gigasporaceae.